This is a messenger RNA of Aspergillus wentii DTO 134E9, 2154 nucleotides long. Its product is annotated as Zn(II)2Cys6 transcription factor. Bases 1 to 2154 code for a protein of 717 amino acids. Gene Ontology annotation, molecular function: zinc ion binding; DNA-binding transcription factor activity, RNA polymerase II-specific; DNA binding. NCBI's taxonomy places the organism in Eukaryota, Fungi, Ascomycota, Eurotiomycetes, Eurotiales, Aspergillaceae. The transcript has 6 exons. Gene Ontology annotation, biological process: DNA-templated transcription; regulation of DNA-templated transcription. The record is from RefSeq and is a predicted model, not a curated record.
AUGUCCUCAUCAGCAAGGUCGAUCAUCAUCCCUGGCCAGCCAAUCAGCGCUCCGCGCUUAGAACAUCCGUCCGGAAAGUUUCUCCGGUCACCCGGCGCUGUGGAUUCCUCAGGCACUGAUCGUUUGCCUCCCAAAGCCUCUCGAAAGCGUCGACGCUGUCUGUCGCGAUCGAGCCAGGCUGCAGAAACCCGUGAUUGCCAUGGAAGCAAAAGGCUCGCUCGAGGUCCAUUCUCCUGGCUCGUCUUUGUUCCUCCCCUAGGGUCGCCAUUCCGUGGACUCAACACCAUGGGAGACCAUCUCAGGAAAUUAACCCCCGCGCCACCGGGGCUCCCCGCGGACGUCGUCGACAAUCGUCGGACAAAUGCCAAAAUCGCCUGUGGCCAAUGCCGCAAAAGAAAGUCCAGGUGUCUGGGGGGUGUACCCUGUGAGCCGUGCGUUGUGGCCAAGACUGAAUGUAUCAUUGAUAAUGACAGUGAUGGGCGACGUAAAACCGGCCUGAAACGAAAGAUUGAGGCAUUGGAAGAGGAUCGCGAUCUUCUGAUGCGGCUGUUGCAGACGUUGCGCGAUGAAAACCGCAGCGAGGCCAACGAGGUGUUCAACCUCAUCCGCAGCGAUGCUCCAAUGGACCACAUCCGACUGCGCCUGGCCGAGAACUUUGACAAGGGCAACAGCCGGCGAAAAGUCAUGGAUGUGAGGCGAUUGGCUGACAUUCCGCUGUUCAGAGUCCCGGCUCAGCCCUGGACGACUGUCACGGACGAUGAUGAUCUAGUCUCGCACCUCAUCUCGCUCUGGUUCACCUGGAAUUACCCGGUUACGAACUUUAUGAACCGGGAUCUUUUUAUCAGGGAUAUGAAGUCGGGCCGCUUAGACAGCGAAUAUUGCUCUUCAUUUCUGGUUAAUAUCAUUCUUGCAGAGGCUUGUUUUUAUUCCGACUACGAUGAGAUUUUUGCGACCCCGGGCGAUCAGGCCAGCCGGGGGAUGCAUUUCUACGAAGAGGCAAAGCGUUUGCUGGACAAGGAGGAAGGAAAGGUCACGCUGACAACCUUCCAGGGGCUUGGUGCUAUGUAUAUCUGUACCUGUAUGAUCGGCAAGGACCGCCUUGGAUGGAUGUACCUCAACCAAUCCGCCCAAGCUGCUCGAGAGAUGACUUCGUUGAGAUCUAGACUGGUUGGGAAUGACCAAGGGACGCCAGAGAUGAUUCACACUCUGGCUUCUUCAGUCAUGGGCAUGUUCAGCAUCACAACAGCGAGUUCCAUGGCCCUGCAAAAGCCGGCGCCCCAUAAAAAGCCACAGUUUGGACCACUACCCGAAGACCAUGAUGAAAAGGACGUGUGGGAGCCAUAUCCUCUCCAGAUGGAGCCUGUACCGGCACAUACAAACUGCAUCAUCAAUGCGGUAACGAACCUACAGGUCAUUCUCUGGGACGUGGACAAUUACUUUUUCGACGAUGACGAGAAACUACCUCACUCUGAAAUCGAACCGAAGGUUGACGAGUUUUAUGCCCGAUUGGAGGAGUGGACCACCACAGUACCUGAAUGUAUAGCGCUGGGAAAAAACACGACGACACCCGGUGUUGUCGAUCUCCAUCUGCGAUACUAUGUUGGUAUCCUGACCAUUUUCGGGUUCCUGAAGAAUUCCGCCCCCACUCCAGGAUCCGCUGGAUCCGAAUCUCCGACGCGACAACUGCGAAUAUCGUCAGCACUCAAGGUGCGCGAGCUGAUCAAUAUUUUCUGCUCGCAAUGGCGGAUGGAGUAUUUCGCCCAGAAUUUCAUGCAAUGGGCGGCUGUCGCGGCUUUCACAUUACUUGACGACUUGAGCGAUCGCGAAAGCAGCGACGCUUUUAUUGAUCUGUGCAUCGUCAUCCGCUCGAUCGGGCGACGAUGGCUGCUUUCACGAGGAAUCCUUCGGCUCAUCCAACUGACCGCGACGCACCACAAUAUUGAGCUGCCACGCGAAAGCCAUAGUCUGUUCCGGGAUUUCCAAAACGAUCUGUGGAGGACGCAGGAUCGAAAGCAAUUCAGUAGUUCAUACCCCAACUUUGCGAUGACGGUGCUGGAAAACGACGGGCAUUCGGUCAAGGACGCAGAGCUGGACCAGUUCUUGGAGAAAUGGGACAAUCUGACGCUGGAUGGGCCGGCAAAUGCUGAAGAGUAA